AUGACCAAGCCUCAGUAUCUAGAGUGGCUUAAAGAACGAGUCAAAGAGAAAAGAAUGGACCAAGAUAUCAGGGCCCUCGAGGCCGAGCUAGCAGGAGAAGCGCCUGCUGGUAACGUACAGACAGCGAUGUUAUCGAACAGCCAGAAGAGACCCAUUUCGGCGAAUGCAGAAACACUCCUGGCGAAGCAGCCGCGGUUGGCUAAGCCUCCAUCGUUCGCUGCGAAGAAUGUCCGUGAACUAUCCGACUAUGAAGUCGGGUGGACCCUGUAUUUCGCUGGAUUGGGCAUCGGAGAGGACCAGCACGCUACACGCAUACGUGUAGCAGCAACAUACCUCGAGGGAACUGCCGCACGGGCAUGGAUUCGAAAGGAGAAGGCCGUAGAGACAUGGCCUGCUUUCAUCCAGUUCCUUCGAGAUCUGAUUGUGGCUCCUGCCAACCGAGUUGCCACAGCGACGUUAAAACUUCAACAAAAGAGACAACGAAAGGGUCAGUCAGGGCGCGAAUUGCUCGACGAAAUCGAGGCUCUCGAGCAAGAUAUCCCUGAUGAUAUGACUCUGCGCGAGAGACGUGCCUGGCACUUCUUGAAUGCUCUUGACCCAGACCUCAGGAAUGCGGUUAUGAAGGAAACGAAGGAGAUUCAGAGUCGCGAGCAAAUCCUUGCGGCAAUCCAACGUUAG
Messenger RNA from Rhinocladiella mackenziei CBS 650.93, 678 nucleotides. RefSeq lists its product as uncharacterized. The transcript has a single exon. Lineage: Eukaryota; Fungi; Ascomycota; Eurotiomycetes; Chaetothyriales; Herpotrichiellaceae. The coding region runs from base 1 to 678 and encodes 225 amino acids. The record is from RefSeq and is a predicted model, not a curated record.